GAGAAAGGAAGUAGCUAGCCAGUGUGCUAUCUAGUUAGCUCGCUUCAGAGCCUUGCGGCGAUGCAAGAAUGUUUAGUAAAUUGACUAUUUUAGUCUAGUAAAAAGGGUGAUUUUUUAAGGAUAAUGUCUGUUUGAAAGCGGCACUCUUUUACCCACGGUCACUGCUGAACGUUCGUUGGUUGAUUUUAGGACACUGUUGGCAGCACAGCCGUGCGGCGGACUCAAUGAGAUUCUGAACGACAAACAGGUCCCCAGCCUGUGUUAGCAAGCUAGCGUUAGUUAAUCAGUUUUGAUUUCAUCAAAGAGGGAACUAGCUUACUUCAAAAGCUGCCAUAUAAAUUUUCUGUUGACCACGGGGAAUGCAAUCACGGAAUAUUAUACGAAAAUGAGACCUACAACAACUGGACAAGGCGCCAGGUGGUGAGCGUGUGCGGCAUGCAGAAGCCACUCCCCCUGCCUCAGAAUGAGUGUACGAGACAGCGGGGAGGCAGCGAGGGAGGAUGGACGCUCCUACCUUCUCCAGAUCUACCCUCGGCUGGCGGCCCCGUCCGCGGGCUGCUGCAGCCUGCAGGUUCCCAAGGACGCCACGGCCACCGCGGUGGUGCAGGACGCCACUUUGGCCCUGGGCCUGGACCCCGGACGCCUGUACGUGCUGGCCGAGGUGAAGCAGUGUGGCGGGGAGGAGUGGGUGCUGGAGGCAGGGGACCUGCCGGUGCAGAGGGUCCUGCUCUGGCCCCGCAGGGCCCAGGAGCCUCACCCCCCCGGGCAGGGCUUCUACUUCCUGCUCCAGGAAAGGAAUAACGACGGCUCCAUCUGUUACGUCCACCUGCAGGCCCUGAGCCGUGAGCGUGAGGCUCAGAGGCUGGCGGCCCGUGGCUUCCUGCCACCACGCCAGGACGACUGUGACGACCUCUGCAACCUCCCCGUCCUCAAUGAGGACAGCAUCCUGGACAACCUGCGCAACCGCUUCCACAACAAGAAGAUCUACACCUACGCUGGCAGCAUCCUCAUCGCCAUCAACCCUUUCAAGUUCUUGCCCAUCUACAACCCCAAGUACGUGAAGAUGUACGAGAACCACCAGCUGGGCAAGUUAGAGCCGCACAUCUUCGCCAUCGCGGACGUGUCGUACUAUGCCAUGCUGAGGACCCGGGUCAACCAGUGCAUCGUCAUCUCCGGGGAGAGCGGCUCGGGCAAGACCCAGAGCACCAACUUCCUGAUCCACUGCCUGACGGCGCUCAGCCAGAAGGGCUAUGCCAGCGGGGUGGAGAGAACCAUCCUGGGGGCGGGGCCUGUGCUGGAGGCAUUUGGAAAUGCAAAGACGGCCCACAACAACAACUCCAGCCGUUUCGGAAAGUUCAUCCAGGUGAACUACCUGGAAAGUGGGGUGGUGAGAGGUGCUGUGGUGGAGAAGUAUCUCCUGGAGAAGUCUCGUCUCGUCUCCAGAGAGAAGAACGAGAGGAACUACCAUGUGUUUUACUACCUUCUGCUGGGAGCUUCAGAGGAGGAGCGCAGAGAGUUCAAACUGCUGCAGCCUGAGGAGUACCUGUACCUCCGACAGGAGAACUUCAGGAUUGAAGAUGAAGAGGACUUGCGUCAUGACUUUGAGCGUCUUCAGCAGGCUAUGGAGAUGGUUGGCUUCCUGGCCGCCACCAAGAAACAGAUCUUCUCCGUGCUGUCGGCCAUCUUGUACCUGGGGAACGUGACAUACAAGAAGAAGGCGACUGGGAGGGAGGAGGGGCUGGAUGUGGGCCCUCCAGAAGUUCUGGCCACCCUGUCAGACCUGCUCCAGGUGAAAGAGGAGCUGUUGGUGGAGGCUUUGACUAAGAGAAAGACGGUUACAGUCAAUGACAAGCUGAUUCUGCCCUACAGCCACAGCGAGGCCAUCACAGCCAGAGACAGCAUGGCCAAGUCUCUGUACAGCGCUCUGUUUGACUGGAUCGUCCUGCGCAUCAAUCACGCUCUACUCAACAAGAAGGAUAUGGAGGAGUCUGUCCCUUGUCUGUCCAUCGGUGUGUUGGAUAUAUUUGGCUUUGAGGACUUUGCCACCAACAGCUUUGAGCAGUUCUGCAUCAACUAUGCUAAUGAGCAGCUUCAGUACUACUUCAACCAGCACAUAUUUAAACUGGAGCAGGAGGAGUACCAGGGCGAGGGCAUCACCUGGCACAACAUCGACUACACAGACAAUGUGGGAUGCAUCCACCUGAUCAGCAGGAAGCCCACGGGCCUGCUGUACCUGCUGGAUGAGGAGAGCAAUUUCCCCCAUGCCACUGAUAAGACCCUGUUGGCCAAGUUCAAGCAGCAGCACCAGGGCAACAGGUACUUUGUGCCCACGCCGGUCAUGGAGCCAGCCUUUGUUAUCCAGCACUUUGCCGGGAGGGUCAAGUACCAGAUCACGGACUUCCGUGAGAAGAACACGGACCACAUGCGCCCGGACAUCGUGGCGCUCCUGAGGAGCAGUGACCGGGCGUUCAUACGGCAGCUGAUUGGCAUGGACCCGGUGGCCAUGUUCCGCUGGGCCGUGCUGCGGGCGGCCGUCCGCGGGCUGGCCGGCUUCAACCAGGCAGGGAGUCGCCGGGCCGCCAGGACUGCAGGUGUUGUGCGCCCCACUUCCAGGACGCCUCUUGGGGAGCUGCAGAGAUCCAACCCUCCUGUGGAGCGGAUUUACAAGCGAGCCUCUCUGCUCGAUUUUUACUUUGACCCCUCUGACGAGAGCCCUCUAGAGGCCUUUGAAGACAUCUUUGCUAGCUAUGAGAGGAAGAAGAAAAACAAGACCAGCAAACAGAAGCAGAGCAUCCCCAAGAGCCUCCUGGACUCCAAGUCUCUGAAGUUCAUCGUGGGUCUGACCCUGCAGGACCGUACCACCAAGUCCCUGAUGCACCUGCACAAGAAGAAGAAGCCCCCCAGCAUCAGCGCCCAGUUCCAGACCUCCCUGACCAAGCUGCUGGAGACUCUGGGAAAGGCGGAGCCCUUCUUCAUACGCUGCAUCCGCUCCAAUGCAGAGAAGAAGGAAAUGUAUCUGGACAAGGCCCUGGUUGUGCAGCAGCUCCGCUACACAGGCAUGCUGGAGACAGUCCGCAUCAGGAGGUCUGGCUACGGAGCUAAGUACACCUUCCAGGAGUUCAUGGAGCAGUUUAGGGUGCUGUUGCCCAGGACUGCCUCCGCCUGCAGGGACGACAUCUCCGUCCUGCUGGAGAAUAUGUGUCUGGACCACACCACUUACCAGAUAGGAAAGACCAAGGUGUACCUGAAGGAACUGGAGCGUCAGCAGCUGCAGGACACGCUGCACAAGGAAGUGAUGCGCAGGAUCCUCAUCCUGCAGCGCUGGCUCAGAGCCCAUCUGGAGAGGAAGAACUUCCUGGACAUGAGGCAGGCGGCCAUCUUAAUCCAGCGGUGGUGGCGUACGUACCUGAAGGAGGAGCGGCGCCGACAGGCAGCCUGUCUGAUCCAGGCGGUGUGGCGUGGGUGGCACCAGAGGUCAAACUUCCUGCUGCAGCGGGAUAGCGCCACCAGGAUCCAGUCGGCGUGGCGUGGGUGGCACCAGAGGUCAAACUUCCUGUUGCAGCGGCAUAGCGCCACCAGGAUCCAGGCCUUGGCACGGGGCCACUCCGCACGCCGAAGAUGUCACUCUAUACGAGAGGAGAAGAGGGAGGAGGUGGUGAGAAGGACGAAGGAGGAAGAAGAGGCGAGGAGGAGGAAGGAAGAGGCGGCCUGGCUAGCCAGAGAGGCGGAGCGGGAGGCGGAGGACGCCAGGGCGAGGGAAGAAGAGGAGGCUGCCAGGCGGAGGCAGGCAGCCCAAGAAGCCCUGACAAAGAAGUUGGAGACAGAGGCAGCCAAUGAGAACCUUGUUAGUGGAGCAAACAAGAAGCUUGUGAAAGAGAGCCAAGACGAGGAUGACAUGUCUGUGGCCAGCCCUCUGCGCAGAGAGGAGGAGGAGGAGGAUGAGGGGCUGGGAGAGGAAGAGGAGCGCAGGACUAACCCUGAUAUUGAGGCCAAUGGUUCUCAGUCUGAGGCUACAGCCCAGCUGGAGGAGGAGCCACGCCCAGAGAAGACCCAGUCUGAGGGACCCCGGCCGAAGACGACCACCCUGGCUGCCGUCUCCCCCGGAGCUCCACAGCAGACCCAUACCGGUCGUGCUUUCCCCCUAGACGCCCACGCAGACGGCCAGCCGGGGCAGAGCAAACCCCGGCCCCCCCAGCUCCACAGAGGCCCCGCCUCCCGCAGCCAGGAGAAGAGGGAGCUGAGGAGGCAGCGAGGCCUGGAGCACAGCCAGAGAGAGAGUCAGAGAGCUGCCAGUAGGGAGGACCCCAGCCCCCCAACAAGGGAGGACCCCAGCCCCCCAACCACGGACCCCAGCCCCCCAACCACGGACCCCAGCCCCCCAACCAGUGAGGACCCCAGCCCCCCAACCAGGGAGGACCCCAGCACCCCAACCACGGAGGACCUCAGCCCCCCACCCAAGGUCAAAGGUCCCCAGGCACCAAGUGGGACAGAGGUCAAGUUGAAGGAGCGAGCAGACAGCAAGGAGCUGGACCAAUACACUUUCGUAGCCUGGAAAGGGAAGAGGGAGGACCAGGGGAGGAGGGAGGACCAGAGAGAGGCUAGGUCCUUGUCCUCCCCUGGCCCGGCGCGGCCCACCUCCUUGCCCCUACAGCAGUCCAGCAGGAACGGGCAUGGAGAGGCUGUCGGCUUACAGCGCUACCAGCGGCCCGGCGGCAUGAAGGAGAAGGAGAAGUGGAGGGGGGGGAGGAGGAGCGAUGGGGGGGGUAGCCCCGCCCUGCCCCUCAGCAAGGACGACCGGAAGAAGAAACCGCUUCAGACCCAGACCUCCUCAGAAGGAUCAUCUCCUGGGUCGGCCCAGCACAGCGCCACCUCCAACACAGAGGUCCUGUCUCCUGCUGACUGCCUCUCAGACGUGUCCAAGAGCAGCUCUAUACGGAGGACGAGCCAGAGCAGCCCCGCCCCCCCGGACUCAUGCCAGCCUCUAGCCACUACACCAGAGAGGUCCAGUGGGUUUCUGAGGAAGAUCUUGAAGAAGAAGCCUCCUAAGGAGCCCCAGACCCUGGAGGAUGGAGACCAGAGCCAGACCCUGGCCGAGCGGGCAGCAGGGUCUGGGCCAGUAGGGGAAGCCGCGCUGCAGCUCCUCUCCCGCCCUCAGACGGACGGGAGGGCCCUGGAGCGGAACCCCACGCUGAAGAUCAGCCGUGCCACCAGAGUCACAGAGAAGUGGAACGCCUCCCUGGACCGCGAGAUCACCAACGCCAACGAGCUCCGACACCUGGACGAGUUCCUGGGGAAUCAGGUGAACGAUCUACGCUCCCGAGGGAAGCAGCUUUCAGCCACGGAGCACAUCUUCAUCAAUGCCACCAUGCAGUUCAGAGAGACCAUCAAGGGCAUGUACUCUCUCCCAAAGCCUCACAUCGGCUACAAAGGUUUGAUGAAGGGCUACCAGCACCGCGUGGUCAGCCUGGCUGGGGACAGGCAGCAGGCAGAGGUGCCGCUGGUAGUCAACCUCUUCCAGUCCAUCCUGGACGGCUUCAUCAGGGGGGAGAUCAAGAAGGAGGAGGCCGAGCCUGCAAAGCCGGCCAAAGCUCGCAAGAAGAGACGGAAGAAAGACAAGAGUUUGGAUAGCCCCCUGGACCACAUGUUCAGCUCCUAUCAGGUGAACAUCAUGCAGUCAUGUGACCAGUGCACCUCCUACAUCUGGGGCAUGGAGAAGGCUUACAUGUGCAGCUAUUGUAAAAUGGUUUGCCACAAGAAGUGCCUGUCCAAGAUAGUCACAGACUGCUCCACAUUCUGCACCAAGAAGAGUGACGAGGAGCCUAGCGGGCUACACUUCGGUGUGCGGGUGUGUCACCUGACCAGCGACAAGAACCCGGUUCCCGUGGUGAUGGAGAUGAUGCUGGAGCAUGUGGAGAUGAAUGGCCUGUACACCGAGGGCAUCUACCGCAAGUCCGGCUCCGCCAACCGCAUGAAGGAACUCCACCAGAUCCUGGAGAGCGGCCCUGGCUCUGUGUGUCUGGAGGACUACCCCCUGCACACGGUCACUGGCCUGGUGAAGCAGUGGCUCCGCGAGCUGCCUGACCCCCUCAUGACCUUCAACCACUACAGUGACUUCCUGCGGGCUGUGGAGCUCCCAGACAGACCGGAUCAGCUCCACGCCAUCUACAAGGUCCUGGAGCAGCUUCCCAGCGCCAACUUCAACACCCUGGAGAGACUCAUCUUCCACCUCGUCAGGGUGUCUAAAGAGGAAGCCCACAACCGCAUGUCUCCCAACUCGCUGGCCAUCGUGUUCGCUCCCUGCAUUCUCCGCUGUCCCGACAGUGCAGACCCACUACUGAGCAUGAAGGACGUCGCCAAAACAACCACCUGCGUGGAAAUGCUGAUCAGAGAGCAGAUCAGACGCUACAAUGAGAAGAUGGAGGAGAUCGAGCAGCUGGAGUUUGCUGAAGCCCUGGCUGUCAACCAGCUCAGACUCAACAGACAGAACACGCACUGGCGUUUACCUCUCAGGUUCUCCCCUCCGUACAGAGGAGAGGUGGUGCAUGAGAAGGAGAAGGCGACCUCUGACCUGUGUGCGGUUCCCGAGGAUGAGCCCCUGGACUCAGACACAGAGUCCAAGAGCCUGAUGGAGCGCAUCAAGUCCAUCAAGCAGGAAAAGGAGGACCUGGCCUGCAGACUGCCAGAGCUGGAGCAGCCUGGUUCUGACCAGGAGAACCUGGACUCUGAGGCGUCAGUCAGCUCUGAGAGCCUUCUUGAGGAACGUGCCCAGGGCUCCGAGGCUGAAGGUGGAGGCUCCAUGCUGAGGAGGUCUAAGCCACCUUCCCUUCCGAAGCCCUCAGAACUGUCCCUGAGGCUGCAGCCCUGCAGUGGGGCCUCCUCUCCUCCCCCCUCCUCACCUCCCCCCUCCUCUCUCUCCUCCUCCUCCCCAUUUGGCUCUGCCUUCAGGCUUCAGCUGCAGCGUCGCCAGCCUCUCCUCCAACCCCGCACACCAGCCCCAGCCUCUACUCGAGCUCCACCCUCCACUCCAGCUCCAGUCUCAGCCUCUACACAUGCUUCUAUCCCAGCCCCACAACAGCCUUCAGCCUCAGGAUCUGCCCUCAGCGGCCGCGGCCUUCGAGGCUUUGGGGUGGUGAGGAGGAGGGAGCAGCCUGGCCGUCGCAAGGACGUAAUCCAGUCUGUGUACAUAAAGAACCCCAGAGAGCAGCAGCCUCCAGCAGCCUCCUCCACCCCGGGCUUCCAGGCCCCUGGCUGCUCCCACAGACGACACUCAAACCCAGACUUUCCCCCAUAGACCUCCCCCCCAGACCUCCCUCCAGACCUCCCCCCCAGACCUCCCCCCCAGACCUCCCCCCCAGA
This is a messenger RNA of Hypomesus transpacificus, 7356 nucleotides long. RefSeq names its product unconventional myosin-IXb (gene myo9bl). The coding region runs from base 464 to 7291 and encodes 2275 amino acids. Gene Ontology annotation, molecular function: GTPase activator activity; ATP binding; microfilament motor activity. The transcript is spliced from 42 exons. Gene Ontology annotation, biological process: intracellular signal transduction. Gene Ontology annotation, cellular component: myosin complex. Lineage: Eukaryota; Metazoa; Chordata; Actinopteri; Osmeriformes; Osmeridae. The record is from RefSeq and is a predicted model, not a curated record.